Molecule: messenger RNA, 5924 nt
Organism: Micropterus dolomieu (smallmouth bass)
Lineage: Eukaryota; Metazoa; Chordata; Actinopteri; Centrarchiformes; Centrarchidae
Gene: cttnbp2
Product: cortactin binding protein 2
Exons: 21
Coding region: 155-4753 (1532 amino acids)
Biological process (GO): regulation of synapse organization
Cellular component (GO): glutamatergic synapse
Molecular function (GO): protein binding
Source: RefSeq, a predicted model, not a curated record
GAGGAAGGAGGUGUUCCUCCAAGAGCGAUACGGUCACUACAGCCUGACCGACCCCUUCCUGGCACUUCAGAGGGACUUCGAGUGCGGGGUCCCAGGAGGAGACAAGGAGCGGCGGCCCCUGGGCUCCAGCCCCAUCUCUGUUCUGGAGGCUGUCAUGGCCCACUGCAGGAAGAUGCAGGAACGCAUGUCAGCCCAACUGGCCGCCGCCGAGAGCCGCCAGAAAAGGCUGGAGAUGGAGAAGCUGCAGCUCCAGAGUUUGGAGCAGGAUCACCGCAAGCUGACGGCGCAGCUGAAGGAUGAGCGUGAGAAGAACAAGCACAUUGUCAUGAUGUUGGUGCGUGAGUGCAAGCAGCUUGCUACACGGGUGGUAGAGGAGUCUCAGCGCUUUGAUGAGCUCCAGGCUCGCUUGGACGAGGAGAGUCGCACCUCUGGCCGACUGCAGGAGGAGCUGAGCACAGAGCGUCAGCGUAGUCAACAGAUGGAGGCCAAGAUGGAAAAGCAGCUGUCGGAGUUUGACACGGAGCGGGAACAGCUGCGUGCCAGGCUGGGCCGCGAGGAGGCCGAGAGCCAGGGUCUGCGGCAGCAGGUGGAGCAGCUCAGGACUGAACAGGGCGAUGGGAAGGACGGCGCCGCUGUCGCCCUGCCUGCUGCUGCUGCCGGAGCAGAACCUGCUGCUGCCACCAGCACACCAUCUAAACCUAAAGCUCUGAUCUCUGUUUCCGUAGCCACAGAGCCUAUCAGCUCUCGAACGGCGUCUUGCCAAACGGACCUGCCCCCCACUGAGGUGGAAGGUCCCAAGAAGAACCCCCUCACUAUACCAGUCAAACCAACCCCUGCUAACUAUGUGGGCUUGAGUCUGCCAAAGACGACGGGCCGGGGUAUUGUCCACAGCAGCUCAGGAGGACUGGCACAGACAGAGAAUGGCUCAGAGGGUCAAGCCCCCCACGGCUUACCCAGCGGAGUCAGCCCCCGUGUCCAGGCGGCCCGCUACAAGUUCCAGGAACAGGACCAAAAUGGCACGGCGUCCCAGAGUCCUCCAGCCCGUGACCUUUCACCCACCAACCGGGACAACUUUGCCGCCAAGCAGCAAGCACGCCACACCGUCACACAGGUCCUUUCACGCUUCACCAGCCCUCCCGCAGGAGGUGCCGGAUCCCUUCGUCCAGGCCUGCCCCACUCUGCCUCAGAGGGAGGCCCUUUUCCCAGCCGCCUGACCCAUCCAAUUGGCAUCAAGUCGCCCACGGUGGCCAGAAUUGACCGGGGAAACCCUCCCCCUAUCCCUCCCAAAAAGCCAGGGCUUUCCCAAACCCCUUCUCCUCCUCAUCCCCCGAUCAAGGUGGUGGGGGACAGCAGCCGCUCCCCCGCGGGUGGGCUAAAACCGGCCACGCCCCAGCUUCCGCCCAAACCUGCCCUGGACCUGGUCCCAGCCCUGACGGCCUCUCAGGUGGGUGCCUGCCCCCCUUCCCGCUCCGCGGGGUCUGGCCGGGGCCCUCAACAGCAGCCGGCAGCAGCAUGUGCAGAGUGCCCCCCAGUCAUCAGCCCUGCAACCACUGUCAGUAGCCCCUCCUCCAUAAACCCCCCCUCCACCUCCUCUUCCAUUAGUGCUCCAUCCUCCCGUAGUCCCCGUUCCUCAGCAGGCAGCCCCCUGGCAACAGCAUCAGGCUGGUGUCCCUCCGUAGUCUCCCCUCUAAGCAGCGGAGGGCCUGCUGCCCUGGACGGCGGGCGCCCCCUGCUCCCCCAAGCUGCUUCCCAGGGAAAUGUCACUUUAUUGUCAAUGCUGCUUAACCAACCAGACCCGACCGCCAUCACCAUCACCACCACUACCACCACGUCCACCAAUACCACCUCUACCACCAACACCACCUCUAUCACCGCCAUGGAGAACAAGCCCAAUCAUCUUGAUCAAGACCACCACCUAUACCACAACCAAACCUCUGCCUUGUUUGCUGCUGCUCAGAAUGGACACACAGACUGUGUGAAGCUGCUGCUGUCUUCGGUAUCACCUGCUGAUGUAUCAGAUGAAAAUGGAUUCACACCUUUACACUUUGCUGCCGCCCACGGCCACAGCAGCUGUGUUGAAAUGCUGCUUGCUGCAGGAGCUGCUGUGGAUUCGGUGGCGACGGAGGGACAGACUCCCCUCUUUCUUGCCUGUGAGGCAGGAAACCUGGACUGUGUCCGGGUCCUGCUGAGCGCCGGAGCCGAUCGCUCGCGCGCCACCACAGACGGCUGCACGGCUCUCCACGCUGCAGUGCGUUCAGGACACGUGGACACGCUGCGUCUCCUUCUUUGCCACCCGUGUCACGGUGAUCCCACUGUAAACCCUGACCCCCCUGCCAUCCUGGCUCUGCCUGCUGCCCUGCUGAACCAGGCCAACAAUGACGGCUGGACUGCUGCACACAUGGCUGCUGCCCUGGGCCUCAAGGAGUGUCUGGAGGUGCUGUGCAGCCACAGUGAACAGGAUGUCGACAGAAGGGAUAUGUGUAAUCGCACUAUUCAUGAUGUGGCAACUGAUGACUGCAAAGAUCUACUUGAAAACCUCCACUUGUACCGGGUCCUGGUGUGUCUCCAGUGUUCAGGUGGAGGAGGAGCGGGGUCUGUGUGUCCUGUGGAGGCCCUGGAGGAGGAGGCGAAGGGCGUCACCAGCAGCCAGUUGGUGCUUGGCAAAGUGUCAGUCGACCGGUCGAUGCAUUGGUCUCAGCUGGGCUCCACCCUCAGCCAUGCCUUCACCUCCUACCUCCAGAUAGUCUGUGGAGAAUCUCAGACGGCCAGGGAGGAGGAGCAACGCCCACCGCUAGGCCUUGCUCCCACCAGUAUCGCCUCCAUCCUUAUAGGAGAUACUGAGUGGUUGCCAGGUCAGGAGCUGCCUCUAUCCCCCUGGGACCUGGUCAGAAAGCCUCUCAGCCAGUGCAUCACCAUCCGCCUCAAAGGUCUGUCUGAGUCGUGUCUCGAUGAGUUGGCUCUGGAAUACCUCUUCCCCCUGCCGCUGCUGCACAACUACGUCCGCCUGGUGGAACAGUAUGGUAGCCUCAUCUUUCAUGGGCUUGAGGGCAGCUGUCAGGAGUACAUCGCCAAUCUGGUUGCUCGCUGCAUCAAGGCCAAGCAGGAGGCGGGGGGGCUCGGCUGUGACGUGGUGAGGGUGGAGGUGGAGGAGAGCCUGACCAAAGAGCAGCUGCUGGAGACUUUCAUCACCUGUGGUUUCCUGGUGCCAGCAGUUGGGUCAGGGGUCAGGGAGCCUGGUGGUCACACUGGUCAAUGUGUGGUAGUGCUGCUGGAGGGACUUGAGAAGGCUUCAUCCCUAACAGGCCUACUGGGAGACCUCUGCCACAGUCUGGACAACAGGGGCUCUGCUUCACCGCUGGUUCUCAACACUGGUCUCCACCACUUCUGUGAAGGCAGCUUCCUGAUUGCCACGCUGUCUAAGCACCGUCUGCAGGGAUCAGAGCUCCGCCUGCAGCAGCACUUCCGCUGGGUAACACUGCGCUGGGACCAGGAGCCACUGCACGGCCUGCUGGGAAGGCACCUUCGCAGGAAGCUGCUUCAUAAGACGGGGACUGGAGUUUGGUUACCUGAUGGCAUCAUGGAGCGUUCGGUGUUGUGGGUGAGCCAGGUUUGGCAGCAGCUCAACGCCUGUCUGUCCCGUCUGGGGACCCACGAGGCUUUGCUAGGCCCGCAGCUCUUCCUGUCCUGCCCUGUGGUUCCAAGCAACACAGAGGCAAUCGUCAGGUGGCUGGCUCGGCUCUGGAAUGCCGUGGUCGUCCCCCGCGUGGAAGAAGCCAUCAUCUCUCGGGUAACCGCCAAGCGCUCCUCCUCUACUACUUCCACAUCGCCGUCGUCUCAGCGACAGUCUCCUAGCAACUGUGGGCUGAGUGCCGGGCAGCAGGCUGUGGUGAAAGCCGCCCUCAGCAUCCUGGUCAACAAGGCUGUUCUCCUGGGCUGCCCUCUGCCUCGACACGAGAUAGACAGAUACCUGCUGGAAUUUCGGGGCGGGACCUUCCCUCUGACAGCCAUCGGCUCCUAUAAAGGAAAUUGCAGCGGACGGGGAAGAAAGGGACGAGACGGCAGCAAGUUGAGACGAUCCAACACCAGCCCUCGGAAGAAGGGAAGCCCCGCCUUAAACUGGAGCUGUGGCGGUUCCUUUAGAGAGGGUUCACUGUCUAGCACUGAUGUCAGCUUCAUCGCCAAUGGCCAGAGGGAGCCUGUAGGUCUGUCUGUGUUCUCUGAUGAUGAGACAGAUUUGAUCAGAGAGCUGCAGACCAUGUGCUCCAGCAAGUCAGAGCCAGACAUAAGCAAGAUCUCUCAGGCCAAGGACGACUUGAUAAUGUUCUCCAACUCUCCCGGCCAAGAGACGCCCCCCCACAAGACGGCACAGGGAAUCACCGUCCAGCAAAGACCGCAGACGACUGUCAUCCGUCAGUCCAGCCACAGCUCCACCCAGGCAGCCGUCCAGAGCAGCGACCGGCGUUCAGGCCCUCGUGCCAAAUCACAGCUCCCGGUCCCCAGCAGCAGGGGGCAGCAGACACGAGUCUCCACUGCUGCCACCAGCAGCAACAAUAACAGUAGCAGCAGCCCUGGCCGAACCCAGACGCCCCCCAGCCGCGGCAGAAGCACCAACAGCAGCAGCAGAACAAAGCAGGCUCCCCCAAGCAGCAGCAGCAACAACUACUACCGCAACAACAUCAACGACAACAACCAAUCACAUGAGGACAUCUGGAUCCUCCACAGAGACCUGCAUGAGAACAACAACAGCAAGUAGACAUCUUCUCCACCCACCCCCCCUCCCCCACAUCUCCCCCUUGACUCGCUGUGAACCUCCCUCCAUGAUGUAAAGACUUGGUACCUGACGACCUUUGACUUUUAGUAUUUGUACUUGUUAUCCGUACUUGUUACACUGUACUACAGUUGUGUACUUGGGGACCAUAGUUUUAUUCAAUUACAGUAUUUGAAGUAUUUGACCGUUAGGUUUGGUAAGAUUAUACGUGGGGGGGAAAAACCAGAAGGUAAAGCAGCAGGUUACUUUACUGUUGCCUUAUUCCAGUGUAUCAACCUGCAUAUUAUGUGAUGGUAUUCAGCAGACAGGAUACAGUGUAAGAAUUUACUGAAAUAAGAGUUGAGAUCAAAAGUAUUUGACUUGUGGAAACUGCCUCAAAACAGUAUUGACAGUGUUUUUGUGUACUUAAAGUGAAAUACUGUACUUCUACUGGUAUAAGGACAUUGAAGAGUAACUGAAGGUACUUACAGCCUUUUAGUUAAGUGUUUUUGGAUCAAAGAAAGAAACAAGCUGGAUUUUAUUUUAUUUUGUUGUUUUUGCUAUUAAGUAUUUGAGAUAUUCAAGUGUUUUAUCUUUAAAUAGCAAGGUUGGUUUAAAUACUGUUGAAAUUAAUCAGGGUUUUACCAAAUAUAUUUGUAAAUAAGAAUUAGUACGUUUAAAUGCUCUAUAGAUUGGUGUAUGUGGUAUGACGCUUGUACAGUGACGAAACCUUAAAGCAAAACUGCUGAAAAAAAGAAAACUUGUACAUAAUGUUUGUAAAAUGAGUUUGGUUCUGAAGCCUUCACUUGUUUCAAAGUGAAGGAGCUGUGGCAAUAAGUAAUAGAACUGUAUAAACACAGGAUGUCCUCAAUCAACUGUAAGCCAUAAUAAAUAUUUUAAAUGUCCAUCAUUUCCGAGUCAUGUUCAAUUUACCCCAGCUGAGCCCUACUGUGUAAUUCAUACUUUAUUUUUUGCUUUCCAUUAUCACUGUUCUUAUGUUUUUACUUUUAAAGGACAAGUUUUAUUUUAAAUCGGACAUUGUUUAUAUAUAAAUAUAUCUAUACAUAUGUACAGGAGAGAUUUUAGUCAACCUAUGAUUUUAAUCUGUACGAUAGUUGUUUGCAGUUUAAAGAAUUGUCUUUCAAACACAAACAUUAAAAUGGCACUGUUAAAAAUC